GACGUAGAUUUCAGAACGUGUUUUACAAACUCAAUCGACAUCGUGUUCUUUACCCGCUGUGGCUCUUCUUUUUGUUCAACGUCUUCACUCUGAAACAGCUGACAAUCGAUGAAACGGAAAAUGCUGAAGUUAAAGAAUUGGAUAUUGUUAAGCACAUCAUUGAGCAUCAAUCAUCGGCUAGUUUUCAGGAAUCUUAAAAAGUGAAAACAAUUCUCAUGUGGAAUCCGUGGUACGGCGACUUUGGUUUCACGUUGGAUGACGACUCUUCUUUCAGUCGUAUGGGGUGCAAGGUCACAAAUUGCGUCCUGUCGAAAAACUUUUCCUGAGUGGGAAAUCUUAAAGGCGGAAAGGCUUGAGAAAGAAGCCUUGACUCUCCUAACCCCGGCGCAGAGAGCUCAGUUCGACGAGGACGAAGCCCUCAUACGUCGGGAUAAUAGAGAGGCACAGAACGCUCUAAGAGGAGAGGUUCGCGCAGCAAAAAAGAGGAAACGAGACGAGGUGGAAGAGGCUAAGAUACGCCUGGUAGAAAAAGAAGCAAAAGACAAGCGCGAGGAGUACGAACGCUCUAAGCGUCGUAGGGUUAACCCUCAAGUUUGUCAGGGUAACUCGGCAUUUCACAUGGAAGAACCGCCUUGAAGGUAAUACAUUUGAGAAUUGUUUUGUUAUUGAUAUCUAACGAAUUUCCUUCUAUAGUGGAUUUUGCUGCUCGUUAAAUAAAAUAAAUAAAUCAAUCAAUCAAUAAAAAACCGACUAGAAGGUAAUACAUUUUAGAAUUUUUUUGUUUUUAUAAUCUUACUUAUGUUCUU
This is a messenger RNA of Daphnia pulex (common water flea), 806 nucleotides long. RefSeq lists its product as uncharacterized. The coding region runs from base 256 to 636 and encodes 126 amino acids. Lineage: Eukaryota; Metazoa; Arthropoda; Branchiopoda; Diplostraca; Daphniidae. The record is from RefSeq and is a predicted model, not a curated record. The transcript is spliced from 2 exons.